GGACGAGACUUAUGAAAUUGUCAGUUCUAUGAAUUACUUAGAUGCAGUUAUCUGUGAAACUCUUCGAAUCUACUCUCCUGCAUCAUUUGCAGAACGACGUGCUUUACAAGAUUAUACGUUUGACGACAUAGGGUUGACUAUACCUAAAGACACACCAGUGAGGUUUCCAAUCUACGCCAUUCACCAUGACCCAAAAAAUUUUCCAGAGCCCGAGAAAUUCAAUCCAGACAGGUAACAACUUAUUUUAUUUUACACAGAAAGGUAAUAGUUGUUUUUAUGUAGUCCAAACAAGUAACAGUUGAUUUUAUCCGACCUAGAUGGGUCACAGCUGUUUUCAUUUGCUCCA
Molecule: messenger RNA, 346 nt
Organism: Limulus polyphemus (Atlantic horseshoe crab)
Lineage: Eukaryota; Metazoa; Arthropoda; Merostomata; Xiphosura; Limulidae
Product: probable cytochrome P450 4s3
Exons: 2
Coding region: 29-235 (68 amino acids)
Molecular function (GO): monooxygenase activity; heme binding; iron ion binding
Source: RefSeq, a predicted model, not a curated record